Mytilinidion resinicola is the source of this 1676-nucleotide messenger RNA. RefSeq lists its product as uncharacterized. Bases 135 to 1499 code for a protein of 454 amino acids. Gene Ontology annotation, molecular function: protein binding. The transcript has a single exon. Gene Ontology annotation, cellular component: nucleus. The record is from RefSeq and is a predicted model, not a curated record. NCBI's taxonomy places the organism in Eukaryota, Fungi, Ascomycota, Dothideomycetes, Mytilinidiales, Mytilinidiaceae.
CCUAUAACGUUCCCAUCGCUUACCCUUCCACCUGUACGCCAAAGCCAUAAAACAUCACCCACCGCCUGUUCUCCGUCGCGUCAACACGCCUGUCGACCGCUCUCACCACCUCACAACUCUUCAAAACAUCGAACAUGCCUCCCAUCCUUGAGCAGCUUCGAGAGGUCGGCUUCGCCAUACAACAUACUCCCCGUCACGCCCAAUACCGCCUCUUGCGCGCCAAAAUCUGGAAAAUGCUCGAAUAUCCCGAAAUGGUGGCCAGCGAUGCGUACAAGAUCAUCACACUCUGCGACAUUGCUACCGAGUUUGGUGCGGACGCAGUGAGCAUGCGGGACACUAACGAGGUCAAUAUGUGCAAAAAAGACGGCUAUGAGCUGCUUAUUCGCUCACUACUUGAAAUGCACUGCGUCGCCGACGCUUUGGGAGUGUGCAACGAGGCCGCACAAUACUACCCGGACAGCUUCGAGUCCUACACGGAGGAGAUUUAUGGGGCCAUUCGGGCCCAAGAUCUGCCAAAUGCACCCACUGCUUCCUACAUUCCUCGCACAUAUCCGACGAUAUCGUCCGAGUACCUGACGCGGAGUGAGGCGGAUAUCGAGUCCUCCAACGCCCAAUUCAAACGCCCACCUCUUGACGGAACCUGCCGCAUUUCGCACAGCACUCUCGCCGCCGGGAAGCCAGACGUCUACGGCGUCUUCGCGACUCGUCCGAUCCCGAAACAAGGGCUCGUCCACAAGGAGUCUACCACCUUCAUCGCCGCCACGCGUUCCGUACCCGCACCACCCGUUGCCCAUCCGCCACAUGACGCCGCGUCUAUCCCCGAAGCAUUCGACUCAAACUGCUUCCAGGUCCGUGCCGAUGCGCAUGUGCCCAACGCUCUCCACACUCUUCUCUUCACGACCUUCCUCUCCAAGUGCGCCAGAGACAACUGCCCACAUCCACUCGAGCACCCGCUGAUCGCUGGCCUCACCGCCUCAUACGGACCGGCCAGCAGCAGGAAGUUCAGCCUCCAGCGCGACAUCAGAGACCCGAUACACUUCCUCGAAUACCUGGGCAUCGACACCUACGGCGACCUCCGCUACGACAUGGACGUACUGCUGACGGUGUAUGAGCGGAUCCGUAACAAUAGUUUCGGGUGCGUUGACCGCCAGGCGGUGGAGGGCGUGGGACCGCUCUUCAGCUUCUUCAAUCACAGCUGCGAGCCAAACGUGAGCUGGCAGGUUGAGAACCCCGGCGAGGUGGUGGCCGGGCAGCCUCCGACGCGGUCGAUUGUGAUGCGUGCGAAAAGCAAUAUCGAGGAAGGAGAGGAGUUGUUCAUCACCUACAUCGCGCCGGAGUCGCCAGAUGGCUUUUUGCCGGUUGAGGAACGUAGGAAGGAGCUGAUGACGUGGAUGGGAGGGCCGUGCCAGUGUACGAGGUGCGUGAGAGAGAGUGAGGCGGAGAAAGGGUUGAGCUUGAAGAUGAAAGAGCUUGCGGGGCGCCUUCUUGGUGGUGCUUAAUUAUGCUCUCGAGUUGCAGGUACGGGACUACAGCACUUACCCAAAAGUAUCUGAUACCGAGUCUGCCAAAAUGGGGUUGGUUUCAGAGUGUCGGUCUUCUCUCUGGUUGGAGUACGACAGACGGGACUAGCCUAAGUAGAGCAUGAUACCUAAUAUAUUUUUUACUCGAAAGCUUGC